UUAAGGUGGGCUCAGUUUGUUAGUGAAUCAGUUAGUAUUGGGCUUUCGUGCGGAUUGGUAGCGUAGAUAAAAUCGAUAAACACAACUGAACAGAAUUUUGAAAAAAUACAAGCAGACGUUGAGAUACAAGAUACGCGACAUAGUACGUGCACAUACGGAUAUUAUUAUUUUAUUUUUGUGGAAAAUAUCUAAAAUAAAGUGUUGUUUUUCUAUGAAAUUAAUGAAAAUUUAAAAAGAAAAUAAAUUGGCAAAAAUCAAAGAAAUCUAAUGAAAAAGUGCAUGUGUAAAAGAUAAAAAGAUUAUCAUUUAAUAUCUUUAAGAAACCGUGUGCUUGAGAUAAAAUAACACACAAACAAAUUAAAGAAAAACAACAACAACUAAAUAAAGUAUCUUUAAAAUACGUAGUGCGUGCAUAUCAAAUAGUUUGAAAGUUUUAUGCAGCAGCGCCAGCGUCAGUCAGACAGCUAGAUUGCCAGUUAGUUAGUCAGUCAGUCAGUGAGUGAGUGUGUGAGUUUAGCAAGUGCUGUGUUUUUGUGCAUUCAAACGAGAACGAGUUUCAAAAAAACCCAAAUUUGUUUCUACUUUUCGUUGCGUGGGUGUAUGUGUUUACACGAAUCUCAUCGAAUUAAAAGUAUAAAUAUACAAAAUACAACAACAACAAUAACAACAAUACUAAAAAAUAGUGAAAAUAUCCAUAAAAUCAUAACAACAACAUCAACACCAACAAAAGUUAUUUUUACUUUUUGGAGUUUUAAAAUAUCAAUGAAAACGAGUUAAGUGCAAUAAUCGUUUGUAGGCCACUCUGAAACCAAAAAGUAAGACACAUUAUGAACCUGUAUUGAAUGCAGAAAAAAGCCAAACUACUAAAAAAUCGCCAACUGUAAAAAAGCCUUAGUUAGAACUUAUUUCACUUGUAAAGAAACUCAUUUAUCUCUAAGAAAAUGCCAAGAUUCUGAAUGAGAUUGUUUUUGUCACCAUCAAAAACUAACCAGCGAAAAACAAAGAAAAUCCAUUGAAACGUUGCUUUGGAAAGCUUGAAGCUGAGGCAAGAGACUUGUGGUAAAAAAAAUAACAAAAUAUAAAGCUCGUAGUAAAAUCAGCUAAGAUGAAACCAGAUUUUGUUGUUUGUUUAAAUUCGUUGCUGUUAUUGUUGUUUUCAACGUAUAGUAUGCUAAACAUAAAUUAAAACAAAAACACAAUUUUGUUUUCAAACCCAACAAUUCAGCCAAACAAACAAACAGUGAACGAGCGAGUGAGUGAGUUGGAGUCAGAGAUAAAAAACCACAAUAAUAAUAAAAAUAAUAUUAACAACAAUAACAAAAGUGGCAGCAAUAGUAGCAAACAUAAAGGUGAGGAGAGGAGACAAGUGUACGAAGUAGAAGUGACCUACAAAGACAGGUUUAUGAUUUUACUUCGCAUUUGCUACAGCACAGACUAAAGCAAAGAACCACUUUGCUAGACCCAGUUGAGACAGACAACAACAACUUGAAAAAACCGACAACGACAACAAUAACAACAAAAAAAAACCAGUCAGCCAGGCUUUAUUCCAGCAGCAACAUAUUGUGGUAAACAAACCAACCAACAACGAAAAAUGGCAACCACAACAUUUACAACUAUGAUACCUACCCCUCAACCCAAAAAACCGGGACCUCCCGUACCACCCAGACCACAACAAUCAAGUUUAUUAAAAACACAACAACGUGAUGUAUCAUCAUCUUCAUCGGCGGCGGCAGCAACAUCACAACGUUUAAUGAGCAAAGUAGGUCUAGAACAACCACAGAUUCUUAAAAAGCCCAUAAUAGCAAACGCCAGCCACGGCGGCAGCAACACGACACCGGCAACAACAGUCUCUACUUCAGUUACAACAAGUGGCGGUCGCACGGUUAUCUAUAAAUCACCAUCAUUGAAUUUGCAAAAGCGACAAGAAGAACGUGAGAAUCGUAAUGAAGCCAGUACUCAGACAACAACAACUGCCAUUACAAGAACAACCUCGGCAGCGGCAGCAACAACAGCAGCAGCAACUAAAGCAAAAUUAGCAAAUGGCACGCAGGCACCUAAACCACCGUUAAAAUUGAGAAAAGCUCCCGAUGUGCCCACAAAUUUCAAACCACGCAUAACGACGCCACAACCGGAAGUUAAAGAAACCGUAACAAAAUUAAGCAACAACAGCAUCAGUAAUACAAGCAACAAAAACAACAGCAACACUAACACUAACAAUGACAACAAUAUUGUAAUUGUGCAAUCAGCUCAGGGUGUAGUUACAUUAAAUCGCCAUCACUCCAUGGGUGCUGGUUCACCUCAAAACAAACCCUCAGCUCUGGCCAAAGACACACGUCUAAGCUUGGGCAAGGCUGAUUUUGAAAGAGUUGGCGCUAAAAUACAACUGCAACAAUUGCAGCCUUCUCAACCCUUGCCGAAACCACGAAAAAUUGUUAAAGUUCCCGUUGCAACAUUAGAUGUAGAGGAUACGAAAUCCUCUGCCACCACACCCUCCACCUCAUCCUCAAACACUCUGCAUGUGAAUCUCUUUAAACGCUCGAAAACUUCAAUAGAAAAUUUUACCUCACGUUCAAACAUCACCACUGUGAAUACCAGCACCACGGGCAGCUAUUUGUCGGGCAAGACGGUGGAAAUCAAAAAUAAUCUUAAAAAUGCCGCCGAACGUUUGUUCUCGGAAAUAAUGGUGAAUCAACAGAAACAAAAUGCUUUGGAAUCGAAUGUAGCCACCAAUACCAUCAUAACGAAACAUGAAAGAGCCAUACAGCAUCAGGCGGAACCUAUGAAGCAGAAUAAUGCAAAUAAUUCGAAUAAUGUAACAGUGGUAACCACCUCCAAGGAUUAUGCGCUUAACAAUGACAAUAAUAAUUGUACACGCAUAAAUAUCACCAACACAGCGGCGGCAGCAGCAGCUGCAGCGAAUAAUCAAAAUACCAACAAGCUGUCCGCAACAACUACUAAUACCAGACAAGUGGUAUCGGCAUUCAAUUCUCCAGAGAAAAAAUCGGCUGCAUUUCAUGAAAUGCUAAUUUCUGAACUGGCUGCCAUGCGCACCAGAUCAUGUUCUAUGGAAAAUUUGCAAACAACCAAACAAUUGUUGCAGCCACAGUCGCCGCUAUCGGUAAAAGAGUCGACAACGAUUGAUAAACAAUUUCAAAAUUACAAACAAUUCAAAACUCUGGAGAAUCAAUUGAAAGCCAAUAACAAUAAACAACAAGAUCAGCAGCAACAACAACAACAGCAGCAUCAACGAUCACCGCAACAACUAAACAAACAUCAUCAUAAUCACCCUGCUGUUGAUGAUGACAUUGAUGCCGAUAAUAUUGAAGAUGCCGAUGGUGAUGUUGAAGAAGAUCUUAAGAAAUCUCUUAAAGUUAUAACCGACCACAAUUCACCACGCAAACGUACGCCCUCGGGCUGUUCUUCCGAUUCCUCGCCCUAUGGCACUGAACGUUCUGCACGCAUUCGCACCUCCGAUUGGAUUGAGGUGGGCGACAAUGGCAAGCAGGUAACGCUCACCAGUUGUCAUAUUAGUUUGGAGGAUUCCGGUUUGGAGGAUGAAGAACGUAUGGACGAAAUGUCUUCAUCGGGUGUUGGUGAUUCGUGGGACAGUGUUAAGGAGGCUGAGCAACAGCAAAUGCAACAACAACAACAGGCGAAGAGAAGCCGUAAUGUGAAGAGAAUAAUGUCAAUCAAUGAUUUGCCACCGUUACCAAAAAGUCUCAGCGGUAUAAAUAAAAUGUUGGCCUCCGAUUCGGGUCUGGUCAGUGACGUGGAUACCGACAUAAAAAAUACGAAAAAUAAUGAAUUAAUAAAACAAUAUGAAAACCAAAAGGAAAAUAAUAAUAAUUUAAAUAUAAAUAAUAAUAAUAACAGCAACAUUAAUAAUAACAAUAAUGCACUUAAAGAUGCAAGUGAUAAAUUUAACAAUGCGUGUCUGACAACAACAGCGACCGCAACAUCGACGACAACAGCGACCACAUCCACUGCAACAGCGGCGUUAACGACACCAUUAAAAGAAAUAAAUGGCAAUGAAACAAUAUCGGAAAUACCGCCAGCGAUACCGGGUAGUAAAUUGGAUACACAAAUAGCAACAUUACGUAAAGAAAUGUUUGGACUUCGCCAAUUGGAUCUCUCGCUAUUAUCCCAACUGUGGGCCCUUAAUGAUUCCAUCCAAGAAUUUCGCACCAUGAUCCAAGAUCAGGAACAGGACGACGAUGAGACCUAUUCAACACACUCACGUUCACCCUCACCCUACGACUCGGUAUCAUCGGAUGGCGAAGAUGAAAUUUUAACGCUAAAAAGUAAAAGUCGUAUGGAAUUACAAAAUGGCAAUGUUAUUACCACCCAACCGAAACUAACUAAAUCGUAUGCCGCCGAUAACGAAAUGACGAAUCAAACAACGACAACUUCAGAAGCAACAACAUUAUCGUCUCCGUCAUCAUCGUCAUCAACAACAACAUCAACAGCUUCAGCGUUAGCGGACCAACAAAAGUCGCAAUUGUUGAAGCCACCAUUGCCGAAACCGUUGGAUGUGAAGCCGGUGCCACGCAUGCGCAGUGCACCGCCACCACCACCGACUCAUCGCAAAAGUCAAACAGCACCGCCACGACCCACAUGAUGCUACCUCAGCGACUUCUUUGCCGAAGUCAAGAUGGUCAUGUGCAAAGUGAUUGUGGGCGAUGCCAAGAAGAUCGAUGAAUCGAAUAAAUUCAACAAAACCAAUUCAGAACAGCUACAGAAACACAACAAUAAUACGGUUACUAAUGAAAACAAUCAGCAGGUGUUACGAAGGAAUUUAACCAUAGAGGACCAUCCCUAAUAUUAUAGAAAACGUAGAAAAGCAAUAUUUUAUAUUUAUAAGAAAUAAUUCAUACAUAUUAAAAUAGACAACAAAACAAAACUAUUUUUGCCAAAAGUAGAAGGAAAAACAACAAAAAUAUUAUUGAUUAGAGUUAUUUGUUUUAAGUUUAUAGUUUGUUUUUGUAAAAUUUUAAAAUUUUUAUUUAAAAUGAGUUGAUAUUUGCUUGUAAAUGUUAUUAUUAUUAUUAUAAAAUGACACAUCAGAUUGAUUGGUAUUUAGAAAUUUAGUUGAUAUCAUAUAAAUGUAUUUGUUAGUUGUGUAGAUUUGUUUAUUUUAUUUUUUAUUAUUUUAUUAAUUUGUUAAUUGAUUGUUAAGCUUUAGUUUAUUUAAACUUUAAAUUUAUUAUUACUGUUCGUUCUCUCGAAUAUUUUUGAUUUUUUAAAAAAAACUUCAAAAACAAAACUAAUUUUAUUAUUUAACACUGGGGUCCUGGCAAAAGGGUGUCUAUAUAUAUUUGUUUUUAUACGUUUUGAAACAGAAUUUGAUUAACUAUACAACUAUUUACAUAAUUUUCAUUAAAUUUCUCUCAACUAAUUUGUACAUUAUUAUUUUUUUAUUCAUUCUAAGGAGUGCUUUUUAAAAUCGACAUAAGCUAUCUAUAAAAUACAUAAAUAUUUACAUAAAAUAAAGAAUAUUAAACAAGAAUAUAAAACGCUUGGGCUGUUCAUUAUUUUACUUUUAUCAUAAGUAAAACAUACAUUUAACCAUAUUAAAUACUAUAAAUUUAAUAACUUUUUCUGUUCAUUUUUAAUGCAAUUGUAAUUUUAUACUUGAAUAUACUUUGUAGUUUUUAAUGGCUGGAUUGAAUCCAAAACACUUUUUUUUCAAUUGAUUUAAUUUAAUUGGUACGAUAAUAUUCUAUUGUGUAUAUAUACAACAACACCAUAUUAAAAAAAAAUGAAGAAAAAUAAAUAUUUUAAUAAAGAAACAAAUUUAAAUGCUUAAUAAAAAAAUAAAUAAAGAAAAACUGAAUUCAA
Molecule: messenger RNA, 5838 nt
Organism: Calliphora vicina (urban bluebottle blowfly)
Lineage: Eukaryota; Metazoa; Arthropoda; Insecta; Diptera; Calliphoridae
Product: putative mediator of RNA polymerase II transcription subunit 26
Exons: 4
Coding region: 1592-4618 (1008 amino acids)
Source: RefSeq, a predicted model, not a curated record